CAAACAUGCGAAAUCAAUUUGAGGGAAUAAGAAAUGAUUAUAAGGACGUAGUAAAUAAACAACACUCAUUAAUCGAAAAAGAGCGAGCAGAAACCUCUAUUGUUAGAAGAGAGAAUUCAAAUUUACAGCGUUUACUGGGAUUAAGUGAAGGACAAGCUAAACAAUUAGAAAUUCAAUUAGCCGAUAAAACUAAUGAAUUAAACCAAAAUAGGCAAGCGUUAGAUCAGUUAAGACAAGCCUUCCAAGAUUUAUUAGUUAGCAAUGCUACCUACCAAACGGAAGCACGAGUGGUUAAGGAACAACUAGAUUGA
Messenger RNA from Scutellospora calospora, 311 nucleotides. NCBI's taxonomy places the organism in Eukaryota, Fungi, Glomeromycota, Glomeromycetes, Diversisporales, Gigasporaceae. The record is from the annotation of a GenBank genome assembly.